AUGCCCCCUGGGCAGUAUAAUCCCAACUUCUGGUGUAUACUGCACGGGGUGUACAUAGCAUGGUGGUUGGCGAAGCGAGGGGAGCCCUCCUUUGAGCAGUUCAUGCAUCUGUACUCAGUGUCCAGGCAACAGGGCAACUUUGGCUGGGUGCAGGUCAACUGUCGAAAGGCGAAGGAGAGAGGAUAUUUUAUAGGGCAACCACCAUCGUCGCAGAAGACGUGGCGAAAUCGGUGGUUCUUUGCCUUUGGUGAUUGGGAGUGCUGGCCUGGGAUGACUGUCAGCAAACAUGUGCCUACCCACUUUCAAUCUAUAGGUUCUGUGAAGUGUAGGCCAGUGUCUAGGGAGGAAGAGGAAGAGAUAGAGCUGGUGAGGAGACAGGUGCCCCAGGAAGCGCGUGAGCUGAAGAAUAUUGUGACACCAGCUCUUCUUCUACAGUCGGGGUUGCUUCAAGGAAUGGCUGAGGUGCCGAAGAAGGUGGUGACCGUGGUUGAGAAUUCGCCGAAGGUAGUGGUGGAUCCGGAGGAGAGGCAACGAAAGUUGCAAGAGAGAAGAGAGAAAGAUAGGGCCAAUAGGGCCAAGAAGCAGGCAAAGGGGGCGCUCAGUACAGCAGAGGGGACGGCAGCCUGGCUGCUGGGAAGUGACCUCGGCAGGAGGAUGAUGAGAUGUUGGCGGAGCUGGAGAAAAAACGGAGGGGACUUGAGUCUUCGAUCCAUGACGUCAUGGGUGGAACAGUGUUGCCGCCAUUCGACCUAG
Molecule: messenger RNA, 753 nt
Organism: Prunus armeniaca (apricot)
Lineage: Eukaryota; Viridiplantae; Streptophyta; Magnoliopsida; Rosales; Rosaceae
Source: the annotation of a GenBank genome assembly